This is a messenger RNA of Rangifer tarandus platyrhynchus (Svalbard reindeer), 456 nucleotides long. NCBI's taxonomy places the organism in Eukaryota, Metazoa, Chordata, Mammalia, Artiodactyla, Cervidae. The record is from the annotation of a GenBank genome assembly.
AUGGCCACAGACGAGCCGGGCAGCCACAGUGGCGAGAGAAAGCCUCUGAGGACAGCUGGCUUCCAGGCCAUCAGAGUCUUCGUGCAGGACUGCCCAGAGCCUUUAGCGUCCCGACCUGGCUGGAAGCCGCUGAGACUCGGCCAGUUCCUCAGAGGCACCCUCCCAGGUCGCUUCGCUGGGCGGUCGGGGCGUGACGUCGGGUCUGCUGACCUCCCUUGCUCCGAGGUGGCCGUCAGGUGCUGGGCAGGUGGGCCACAGCUCUGCGGGCUGCUGGAGCCUGGCUGGGAGCGGCCAGCCCCUGCCUGGGAGCCGUCAGGAUGGAGCCGCAGCACCUGGCGGGCUGGCUGUGCCCCCAAGGCUCGGCUGGGCUCCGUGGUGCUGGCGUCCGUGGCUGGGGUGCUCUGGACCUCUUCCCAUGCCCCGGUGGCACAGAAGGCCCAGGGCUUCACCGUGUGA